This is a messenger RNA of Dovyalis caffra, 180 nucleotides long. The record is from the annotation of a GenBank genome assembly. Lineage: Eukaryota; Viridiplantae; Streptophyta; Magnoliopsida; Malpighiales; Salicaceae.
AUGUAUCCGUAUCUGAAACUCGGCCUCCUCUUAAAAGUAUCAAGAAAUCGUAUUCCGGUUUGCGCCAAUGGCAUUUUGGCUAAGCGGCAGUCAAUGACGGCUGUAGCUAGAGCUGAUCCUGAUAGGAUCGGCGAAGACAGUGCCAAACAGAGGUGCCUCAGCUCCUCAACGGCAACAUGA